Molecule: messenger RNA, 1049 nt
Organism: Sinocyclocheilus anshuiensis
Lineage: Eukaryota; Metazoa; Chordata; Actinopteri; Cypriniformes; Cyprinidae
Product: putative sodium-coupled neutral amino acid transporter 7
Exons: 6
Biological process (GO): amino acid transmembrane transport
Cellular component (GO): membrane
Molecular function (GO): L-glutamine transmembrane transporter activity; L-asparagine transmembrane transporter activity
Source: RefSeq, a predicted model, not a curated record
UUCAGCCCUGCAUCCUGGACCGAUGUGUUCAAUGCCAUGCCCACAAUCUGCUUUGGUUUCCAGUGUCAUGUCAGUAGCGUUCCAGUUUUCAACAGCAUGAAGAAGCCAGAAAUCCGGCCCUGGUGGGCAGUUGUUACAGUCAGCAUGAUCAUCUGCCUCUUUGUGUAUACAGGCACAGGUGUCUGUGGCUUCCUGUCAUUUGGCUCAAGCGUAAGCCAGGAUGUUUUGAUGUCAUAUCCAUCUGAUGACAUUGCGGUGGCCAUUGCUCGAGCCUUCAUCAUCAUCUGUGUUGUUACCUCAUAUCCAAUCCUGCACUUCUGUGGAAGGGCAGUGCUGGAAGGUUUGUGGUUGCGUUUUAAAGGAGAGGAGGUGGAGACAGAUGUGGCCAGGGAACGGAGACGGAGAAUACUGCAGACAGUCGUCUGGUUUUGUCUCACAUUAAUUCUUGCUCUCUUCAUUCCUGAUAUCGGACGAGUGAUUUCACUAAUUGGUGGUUUGGCUGCAUGCUUCAUUUUUGUUUUUCCAGGGUUGUGCUUGAUUCAGGCAAAGCUUUCAGAGCAUGAUGUCAGAUCAACCAGUUGGAAGGGAAUGGUGGCCUAUGGGGUUGUUAUGGUUACGAUUGGUGCUUUCAUCUUUGGCCAGACGACCACAAAUGCCAUCUACCAAGAUAUCAUCAGUCAACCCAGCAGCCCAUAGACGAGUUGUUGUGACCUCAUGAAUAUUGGGCUGUGAACCAAUAGAGACAAAUUAAAAACAAGGGAAAAAAGCCUGUCCAAAUCACGUCUACCACUGACCUCUAUCCAGUCUUCAGGAGACUGUUGCAAAUUUCUCAUAUUGUAAAGUGCAGCAGUCCCACAGAAGUCUGUACCUCUUGAUGUAGUGGAUCAUCCACCUGCAUGCAGCAUCAAGCUCUCUGCUCUGGUUGUUUGUGAAUGGAGGACCCCUGUGCAGGACACUAUACUUCACUAUUUUCUGAAUGGAUAUGGACAUUGUGUUAAAUCCUCCAGUGUUAGAUCUUCCAAAUAUAGCCUCUUUCUUUUGAAAUGUAA